UUAAAAUUAUAAAAAAUAUACUUUAUUUAAUAAAAAAAAAUAAACAAAAAAAAUAAUUAAACCAUAACAACUAUAAUACAAUUAUAAAUAAUUUAUAAAAUAACUAAAAAAAAUUGACUUAUUUUUUUACUGAAGAAAUAUUAUUUUCACCGGCCUAAUUUGGUCGUAAAUUUUUCUAUAUAAACACCAACAUUCACCAUUUUACUCAUCAAAAUACAAAACUAAAACAACAAAGAAAGCCAAAAACCUAACACACCCAAACAAAGCAAUUAAAAAAACAAUAUGAAGCUAAUUAGUAAUAUUACUACUACUAAUCCAAACAUACUUCUCAUUACAAUUUUCCUUAUCAUCUUAUCCCAAGCUAACUCUGUUCCAAUUCCAAACACAAAACUUUUCACAGAAUACAUAGGAGCAGAAUUCAACAACGUUACAUUCUCAAACGUACCAAUCAAUCCAACCCUCCAAUUUCACUUUCUUCUCUCCUUCGCCAUAGAUUAUGACACGUCAUCAGGCUUAACCCCAACCAAUGGCAAAUUCAACGUCUUUUGGGACUCAAACAAUCUCUCCCCAUCUCAUGUCUCAGCCAUCAAAAAAGCCAAUCCCAACGUCAAAGUAGGCCUAAGCCUCGGCGGAGACACCGUGGGCCACGGUGGCGCUUCGGCCUUCUUCAAGCCAUUCUCUAUUGAUUCUUGGGUGUCCAAUGCAGUCAAAACUCUCACUCAAAUCAUCCAACACUACAACCUCGACGGAAUCGAUAUCGAUUACGAGCAUUUCAGCUCAGACACUCAUACUUUCGCCGAAUGCAUCGGACGCUUAAUAAAGAGUUUGAAGAACAACAAAGUGAUCUCGUUCGCUUCCAUUGCUCCCUAUGAGAAUGACCAAGUACAGAGCCAUUACAAGGCUUUGUGGAAUAAAUAUGGGGAUUUGAUUGACUAUGUGAAUUUCCAAUUCUAUGCUUAUGAUAAGGGAACAACUGUGUCUCAAUUCAUUGAUUAUUUCAAUACUCAAAGCUCUAACUAUCAUGGUGGGAAGGUUUUGGUUAGCUUUACUACCGAAGGCAGAGGAGGUUUGUCACCGGAAAAUGGGUUCUUCAAGGCUUGUAAUGAGUUGAAACAACAAGGAAAACUCCAUGGAAUCUUUAUUUGGUCUGCUGAUGAUUCUAAGAAUAAGAAGAAUGAUUUUCGUUAUGAGAAGAAAUCACAAGCACUUUUGACUAGCUAACUUAGAAAUCAAAAUCUGCUGUCACUAAGUUGGUGUGCUUUUUCUGUUCCCACCAAUAAUAUGAUGUGUCCGAAAAUAAUUGGUGGGACAGAAAGGACGCAACAAUUUAAGGAUAGUAGAUUUUUUUUCGUAAGUUAGAGUCGUCUCUAGCUUUUACGGACUUGAAAUGAAAUUUAAAAAAUGGAUUUUUUUGGAAAAUAAAAUAAAAUUUAAAUUAUUUUUUUAAACAAGGUUUUUAAAAGUUUUUUCUUUUUUUUUGCUAUAUGGACUAAUGUUUAGAAAAAGAAAAAAGACUUGAAGGCUUCUUUGGAUUAAUAAUUAGUAAUAUGUAUAUCUUAUAUUAUUUAUUGAUGAUGUUAAUUUCAUUAUGUAUAGAGGAUAUAUAAUAUAUAUAUCUUGUGUCUUGUUAUUGUAAUGUUAUCAAUUAUUUCUUAUCUCUAAUGUAAAUUUUUAGUACUA
Messenger RNA from Cannabis sativa, 1680 nucleotides. Its product is annotated as chitinase 2-like. Gene Ontology annotation, molecular function: hydrolase activity, hydrolyzing O-glycosyl compounds. Lineage: Eukaryota; Viridiplantae; Streptophyta; Magnoliopsida; Rosales; Cannabaceae. The coding region runs from base 283 to 1221 and encodes 312 amino acids. The record is from RefSeq and is a predicted model, not a curated record. The transcript has a single exon. Gene Ontology annotation, biological process: carbohydrate metabolic process.